UCCAUUAAGUCCUGGCCAAGUCAUAGGUGGGAAAAAAUGUCUGUACCAAGAUUCCAAAAAAUAAACUUUGGGACAUAUGACAAUUAUAUUCCAGUCAGCGAAUUAAGCAAAAAAUCAUGGAAUCAACAACACUUUUCCCUGGCUUUUCCCAAACCACAACGACCAGGAAAAAAAAGGCGAACAAUACCUUCCCAACUAAAUAAAAGUGUACCUCCUCCUACCGUCGAUGAAGAAAAAGUAAAAAGCGAAGAUAGACGACCAUUAUGGAUGCAUCGGUCUCUAACAAAAAUUUCCGAAAGACCAUCUGUUUAUUUAGCUGCAAGAAGAAAAUCUCUACCCAAACCAGCUCCUUCCCCAAAGGCCGAUUCUGUACCUCCAAAAGCAGAGAAGAAAAAAUCAGAAUCAGAAGCAAAGCUUAAGGCAGAUGAAAAGAAAGACAAGGAUUCAGACAAAGAAGCUAAAGGUGAAAAGGCAGAGCCAAAGAAAAGUAAAAAAGGUUCAAAGGAAGCCAAAAGUUCUGGCUCAGAAUCUGAAGGUGAAAAGGCUGGGGCAAAGAAAGAUGCCAAAAAACCUGCAACAGCUGCAAAGGAAGGCAAAGGUUCUGGCUCAGAAUCUGGAGGUGAAAAAGCUGGGGCAAAGAAAGAUGCCAAAAAACCUGGAAAAGCUGCAAAGGAGGGCAAAGGUUCUGGCUCAGAAUCUGGAGGUGAAAAAGCUGGGGCAAAGAAAGAUGCCAAAAAGCCUGGAAAAGCUGCAAAGGAGGGCAAAGGUUCUGGCUCAGAAUCUGGAGGUGAAAAAGCUGGGGCAAAGAAAGAUGCCAAAAAAACUGGAAAAGCUGCAAAGGAAGGCAAAGGUUCUGGCUCAGAAUCUGGAGGUGAAAAAGCUGGGGCAAAGAAAGAUGCCAAAAAGGGUAAAAAGGAUGCCAAGAAGGGUAAAGAUUCAGCUACAGAAUCUGAGGAUGGAAAAGGCGGGGCAAAGAAAGAUGCAAAGAAAGGUAAGAAAGAUGCAAAGGGCAAGGAAGAAACUACAGAUUCAGAACCUGAGAAGGGAGACAAAAAGGGUGGGCCAAAGAAAAGGGAUCAAUCAAAAGACUCCAAAAAAGGUGCAAAAAAGAAAGAUGAAAAGAAGCCAGGUGCUUCAGAAAGUGAAUCAAAGGACGCCGGCAAGAAAGAGGCCAAGAAAGAUGCCAAGAAAGAUGGCAAGAAAGAUGCCAAGAAAGAAGCCAAGAAGGACACCUCAGGGUCUUCUGUAGGGAAGAAGGAUGACAAGAAAGGUGCCAAGAAAGAUGCCAAGAAAGAUGCCAAGAAAGAUGCCAAGAAAGAUGCCAAGAAGGGCAAAUAGGCCCUGGGUAAUAAUUCCACUGGACAGUACCAGGGAAAUGCUUAUGGGUUUGAAGCAAUGUCAACACUCUAAAACUGAAUCUAGCAUGAAAAAGAGGCUUUAAAUCUUAGUCAUAUACAUUUUACAAGGGAUUGAAAGAAAAAUACACCAUGGAACCAUAAUGUAUUAAUAAAAUUUGUGGAAGACUUUUAUAAAUAUUAAUGGAGAAUCCAUUGGGAACCUUGGAAAAUAUUAUGCUACAUUAGAAGACAUGGAUUAUCAGACAUCUCUAGAAAGACUUAAAAGUUGAUAUGAAUAAAUGUGGAGAAUAUAAGGCAAUCUGUGGAAAGAAAAACAUUUAAUCUUUGCUGAAGACGUUUUAAGUUCAGGAAGGAGCAUUUUAUAGCUAUACAUUUAAACCAUUUCAAGAUGCAUUAAUAAAUUUAAUGAAGAACUAUAGGAGUGGCAAAAAAUGUGAAACCACUUUGAACUAAGUACAAAUCAGAGAUAAUGUCAAAAAUUAGACAAAUGGAAGGCAAAGGAGAAUCAAUCAAAGAAAACAAGGAAAAAACCCAUGAAUAUCAUCAUUUGCCUGUAUUUACUAGUGAACCAGUGUCACCAUUUUUGAGGUUGAACUAAUGAUUACCAUGUUUUUGGUUGUUGACUGUUUCACUUCUAAGUCAAGAUGCACAUAAAUGAGAAUUUUGUAAGGAAAGAUGAUAUUCUACAGCAAGAAAAAAGUGGAGAUCCUGAGUAUAUCAAUGACAAUACACAAAAAAAGGAAAACUAUAAAUUCAUUUUGGAAGCAGAGCCAAACUUGGCAAUGGGGACUUCGCAAGAUUUUUAUUUUACAAGGUCUAUGGAAUCAAUCUAACAAAGAAAAUAAAAGACCUCUAUGCUGAAAACUACAGUACUGUGCAAAGAAGUUUGAAGAGGAUAUCAGAAAAUGGAAACAUAUUCUUUGCUCUUGGGACCAACAGGAAGAUGCACCAGACAUUAUAUCACACUGGAAAAGAGCAACGUAUCACUUGAAGAUCUUCCUUUUAUGGAGCUGAUUGUCAGCUUUAAUUUUGAAGGGAACACAUGAGUCACCUGGUGAAACAAAUUAAAACAGC
Molecule: messenger RNA, 2432 nt
Organism: Cavia porcellus (domestic guinea pig)
Lineage: Eukaryota; Metazoa; Chordata; Mammalia; Rodentia; Caviidae
Gene: Cylc2
Product: cylicin 2
Exons: 7
Coding region: 37-1338 (433 amino acids)
Cellular component (GO): nucleus
Molecular function (GO): structural constituent of cytoskeleton
Source: RefSeq, a predicted model, not a curated record